GUGUGGGCGAGAUACGCUUCUACAUAUAGAAUUCUCCGGCCUCGAGGCUAUUGACAGUCUCCACUUCAAGUGAUUUGGUCUUUCUGCUUGGUGGUACGGUAUUUGGUUGGCGUAUCCGUCUAUUUUUAUUGAACAAUGUCCGAAGAGUGGAAAAAACGGUGUGAGAACCAUGUAGAUGAACACAAAAGCUUGAAACAUUUACACAUAACAGAUCACCAGGGUACUCCAUACGGCUCAUCUAGUCCUGAUUUCCAACUAUCUCCCGAGUUUGUGCUUCAGCUCAAAUCACUGCUCAAUGAUAACAAGGAAACCUCUUUUACGUUCAUGAAUGAAAAGUAUAUCAUCAUAAGACGCGAGCCGACUAGUUUUAUCAGCAGAUGUCUCAAGAAGUCAAUUAUAUUUCAUAUGACACCAAAACGUUAGUCUCAUUCUAUGUACAUUAAUGUUACUUUUCAUCCUUUUAUAUAUGCCGACCAAUAAAUCGAUAGUUCAUAUCUGCAACUGAUCCAUUAGACAUCUGAGUUAAUGCCACUUUAUGGUAACUCUUGUUAAACAACGAAAUGAUCCACGUAUAUGUCUGUCAAAUAGUGUAACAUUUACCAACUGUAGGUCAGUAUGCUGUGCCUGAAGUCACUUUGUGGGGACUAAUGAUGCUGCUCGACUUUGAAACCAUAGAUGAGACGUGAUAUCAAUUAGCACAUCAGCGACCAAAACUUGAGUGCUUUAACCACUCACUGAAUAUAGGCACAAUAUGUCUUUGUGUUUAUUAGUUUAUAGCGGAUCAUAUUUUGCAGUUUAAAUGAACUUUUAUAAAGUAAAUUUAUUCCAGUGUUUCUAAGUAUUUGUAAGGGAAACUCACGUCAGAACGUUCGCAAUUUGAUUGAGAAAACAAGUAUAUUUUACUAAGCCACUAGUUAGCGGUUUGCUCAUCCGUAACCUUUAUUGUUAGACUUUGGUUCUUUAUUGUAAUCCUUUUGUAAUAAUUUCAAUGCUUUCUAACGUAGACGUAUGCUGUAGUCUAAAACUGUACAUAGUGAGUGAACGGCCUUGUGCAAGUAGUAACGUGCUUCAAUUAGCUUUUAUUUUCAUUAUCAGCGAAUUUGUAUUCUAUUUCAUUUUGGGAUCCUAUCGGUGUACCACAUAUGAUAUAGUUUCGAAUGCAAUUCAACCAGUGAUACGAAACAGAUAAUAUCAGUCUCGCUCUUCAAAAUACCUCUUGGUGUUUUAUCAAUUCAAAGUACUUGCAAAACUAUUCACGGCUUACUUUUUGGUAUAGGCUACGAAGGCAGUUGUUAUACGUACUACUUUGUAUCAGUAGUGCCAAGUUCCGUCUAUCGACAUUAUGGAGUCAGUUGCACUGUCAAGCACGAAGAUUAUACAGGACUCAAUCAUGUAAAGUCGAUUUCCAUAUUUUUAUAAUAACAAUACGGAAUGAAAGAUCAAGUCCAAACUCCCAAUCUAGUGAGACUUCUGUGUUCGAGUUAUUCGGUCAUAGCUUUUAAGCGAAACUAGUUUUGCUAUGUGUACGGUAGACUCUAUUUAUAUUUAAUUUAGUUAGCUCACCUCCCCAUCUCUGUCCACUAAUUUACAUCAUACCAUUAAUUGUGCAUACAAAUAUUUUAUUUAUAUUUUAUUUUACAAUAUUUGCAUAUAAGUGACUGUUUUAUUUACUCAAAUAAUUCAGUCGGCCAGCGGUUCUGUCUUUUGAUGUUCAUUCAGUUGCGAUUUGAGGACUCAAAAAGUCAAAGUGGAUAAAACCAACAGGAUGGAUUUCGUGAGUAAUGUCUAUUCAGCCAUCUCUUCAGUGUUCGUUCGACCUGCGUUCGAUCUCAAUCAAAAUGAAGGUUGUUACAGGUUUGUAAAUUGGCCGUAUCCUGCACCCAUUUUGUGAGGGAUAUUACUGUAAAUUUUUUGUUUAGUCUUUUGCUAAACAACUCAAGUAUUGCUCAUCAGGAAUACUGUCCUAUUCUGACUUCUUGCUGCAUACUUCUCAAAUGCACUCAUACAGUGAUUACUAAUGCAUUUAUUGUUCUAAACAUUUUAUUUUCAGUUUGCUUGGUUGGACAGACUAUCGACGAUAAUCUAAAUAAUUGCAAUCCAGGGAAUCAUGCAAUGAGCUGUAUUUGCGAUUAUUACAAGAAAUAUAAUUACUAAUUAACUUUGCGUACGAUGUAAUACAUCGUUCUUCUGAUGUAUUUGAUUGAUACACCAAUAAAUAUUGCCCAUGUAUUAACCUUUGCUUGUUUCCAUUUUUGGACUAUUCAUUUUCGUCUGUAGGGUUUUAUCUGAUUCGAUUUGAGGUUUAAUACUGCUACCACCAACUUAUAGCACUGAUGUUUGUGUUUGCUUAGAUCAUCAUGUUCCAUGUUUUUGAAAAUGAAUAUUGUGACUUAAGUGCUACAGUUUCGUUUCUGAAAUCCGAUGCAGUGUAUUUCGUCUGUAAAAAUCUUUGAACAUUUUAAAAGUUCCCUAUGCAUUAUUAUUAGCUUGCUUGUUUUCAUGAAUUGGUUUCAUAUAUUUACUAAAAUUUCAAAUCGCCAAACUAUCGCCUACCUGAAUAAGGGCAAUGUAUUUUGUAAUAAUUCAAUUAUUAAAUGAAAGCCUUUGCUAC
Messenger RNA from Schistosoma rodhaini, 2611 nucleotides. NCBI's taxonomy places the organism in Eukaryota, Metazoa, Platyhelminthes, Trematoda, Strigeidida, Schistosomatidae. The record is from the annotation of a GenBank genome assembly.